AUGGGCUUUGAAUGUACCUUCUUUCAGCCCCAGAAAAAGCGGGGUCCGACAGGACAUCGUGUAUCGCAAAUCCGGCAGCAACAGACCCACGUGUUAAGCAAAACCCCUCAGACGCCGCAAGACCAAGUCAAUUCCAGUGCCUUUUCCAAUACUUUUACAUAUCAAACAGAACCUCCUCCAUGCGAGGAAAGUCGGCAUGAUGCGACUCCAUGGCCUAUCCAUGGCAGCGAAGUUUCAGUGCCCGUUGAUAUUGCGCAAUCUCAUGCGACAGCGGCGGUUGCUCCUGGAUGGGGCGUAGAUGCUUCGUCUAUGACAUCUCAUAGUAACAGUGCGAUCAGCUGGAACGAGAGAAGCGAUGUGGAGUAUUGGCUGCCGGAUAACCUAGAUGCUCAGAUGCCCAUCUUCGAUUUCCCGGGCACGAAUAUUUACCUAAGAACAUCUUUACCCUCUAUCAUCCAAAACGAUGCGGACUCUUCGGGUCUGCAAGCACAGAAUCUAGAGUCACAUAAUAUCCCGGCCCCUAUACCGGAUGUGGAUGUUAUAAAACAAGAGCCAAAUAAUAUGAGAGCGUUAUGGCCCUCGUCGAUUGUGGAAGCAAACAUGAUUCCGUGGAUUGACGUUUAUUUCGAUCGCCUGCAUCCAACGUUACCCGUGCUGAAUCGGUCUUCCUUGUUCAUCCGAAUGCUAUCCCAAGAACAUCGUAGAAACCCUCAGUUUGGCUCGAUGUUACUGUCUCUGUGCGCUUUCUCGCUCACUCAACCCAUCGAGAUAGAUGAACGACCCACCUCUCAAUCCCGAGCUGGCCAGGCCAGACUGAUGAUGACAGAAGCUACGAGGAUGAGAAGUUGUUCUGAUUUCGGCGAAAAUCCGACAAUCGAGGCCGUCCUUACAAGUUUCUUUCUCUUUGGAUGCCUUUUUGGUAGUAACCAGCACAAUGCCGCGUGGCUUCGUCUAAGGGAGGCUUUAGAUCUUGCCGCGACAUUGGGGCUGAAUGAUCCAAAUUCCUAUCGAGAUUUACCUAGCGAUGAAAAGGGCCAACGCUUGCGGACCUAUUUGGUCUUGUCCAUUACAGAGAGACAUCCGAUUACCUUUUGGGGAAAGCCUGGUUUCAGCAUGUGCUCUGUGCAUGAUUUUAUUCAUAAUGCCACGCAUAGUCUUGUUUCUGGGAUUAUAGUUCACAAUGAGAAAGAUGCCGAAGGAAUGAUGGGUCUGGCCCGCUUGAUGGAGUUAUUCGAUGCCGUCAAUGAGGAUGUCGUCGAUUGCUGGAACCGGCGGUGCAGCAUCGACUCUGGCUAUUGUGAAAGGCUCACGGAAGCGAAAGCUUUAGCUAUUCAUCAGAACCUUAGUCGAGUUAGUGAGUCCGAACGAUAUAAAGGAUAUGACUGGUUCGAACGCACAAAAUCAGCUUCUGGAGAAACUCGCAACACCCAGCCGGCAAUGGGAUUGAGAGAAACACAGUGUGCAGAUGUUUUUAUCACUAAGAAGUGGCUUCAGAAUCGUGUAUGGGUUCUAUGCUCUACUCAUGGUCUACUGAAACCUUCGUCCGACCAUCAUGAACUUUGUUUCGACUACUGUAUUUCUGUUGCAAAGGACACUCUUAAAAUUUGUCAGUCAUUGCGACUCAGCUCCAUGGAAGCACAUGGGAUAGGUCUUGUUGAGAAGCUGUACGACAUCGCUGUCAGUGCAAUCAGUGUUUCAUCUAACGUUCAGCUGUCUCUUGGGAAUGGUUUUCCUCUGGCACCACCCCCAACCCAAACGGUUCCAAAGUCAGGAGUCUCGACACCAAGCUUCUCAGGGCCCAUUCACCCAGGUGCCGCUGCUACGCUACCCCAGUCCCUCGCCGAGGACUUUUUACUCCUUUUAAAUAGCCUCCGUGGUGGAAAUCACCCCUAUCUGGAAAGAUACAAAGCCUUUUUGAACGCCUCGAACAUCAGGUGCAAUAGUUAUAGCAACUGGUCUCCACAAGUCCAAGCAACGCAUACCACCAGCGGUACUUGA
Aspergillus alliaceus is the source of this 1998-nucleotide messenger RNA. Its product is annotated as CeGAL family transcription factor. The record is from RefSeq and is a predicted model, not a curated record. Bases 1 to 1998 code for a protein of 665 amino acids. Gene Ontology annotation, molecular function: zinc ion binding; DNA binding. The transcript is spliced from 4 exons. Gene Ontology annotation, biological process: DNA-templated transcription. NCBI's taxonomy places the organism in Eukaryota, Fungi, Ascomycota, Eurotiomycetes, Eurotiales, Aspergillaceae.